CUUACUUUCACAGCGUUCAAUAGCCCCAGCGAAUCCUCACUUAUCAAGACAACCUACACUACAGUCAAGGUCAAGAGUCAUAAGGAAAACGUGUUCAAUAUGCAAGCAGUCCGAGCUACUCCUAUCCCUUCUUCUUCACGCACUAUCACACUCCCCGAUCCACCAGCCGCACCUUCCACAUCAAGUACAGUCGGCGUCUUGAAACUUCGUGGAGCAGGAAGGAAAGGGAAAGUCGUUUGGUCAGAAGGUACUGUGGAUAAUGAACAUUUAGGAAGGAAAAAAUCAAAGAUAUGUUGUAUAUAUCAUAAACCCAGAGCAUAUGAUGAAUCUUCUUCAGAAAGUUCAGAAUCAGAUUGUGAUUCUCAUUCUCAUUCUCACUCUCACUCUCGACCCACACCGAAUAGUGGAAAGAAAGAUGGGACGGGAUCGGGACAAGGUACGAAACGACGUGAUGCUCCUGGGACACAAGUGGAAGAGAGUUCGGAAUCCGAGGGAGGUGCGGGGGAUGGGAAAGCCAGACCAAUGAAAGGCAAGAACAAACCCAAAAAAAGACCUUCAAACGACCCCAGUCCUUCAAGCGGAGAUAACAAAGACGGUCCCAAAGGAUCACAACCUCAAGCAAAUAAAUACGAUUAUCAUCCUCCUUCCCACUCUCAUUCGCAAAACCCUCAAUAAUAUCCUUUCGAUUUCAUACCUCUACUCUCCAGCAUCUUUGACUGCUUUCAUUUCCCAGACUCGGGUCCUAAAGCUUUCGACUCCGUGCGAGCACUUUGUCCUUGCGCCGUUGAGGCUCGAGAGGAUUUGUUGUCUAGGGGGGUAACUUUUGAUUCUUUUUCGAACAUUUGCAUGGAGGUAUCAAGUCUCUCGAGGGGUUUUUUGAAAUCGCCAGGGCUGUUGGGGUACAUGUAUCAGUUCAUAUGAUGUGGUUGACAAUUCAUGCAUUUCUUUGUAUCCUGUUGUUUU
Molecule: messenger RNA, 963 nt
Organism: Tremella mesenterica DSM 1558
Lineage: Eukaryota; Fungi; Basidiomycota; Tremellomycetes; Tremellales; Tremellaceae
Exons: 3
Cellular component (GO): nucleus
Molecular function (GO): protein phosphatase 1 binding; protein serine/threonine phosphatase inhibitor activity
Source: RefSeq, a predicted model, not a curated record